Messenger RNA from Prorocentrum cordatum, 444 nucleotides. The record is from the annotation of a GenBank genome assembly. Lineage: Eukaryota; Dinophyceae; Prorocentrales; Prorocentraceae.
GAGGAGAAGAUCGAGCAGGCGAAUCACAUGUUCGAGAACGAGAGGGCGAAUAUACAACGGAAGAAGACCCGCGAGUACAUCGAGGCCAUGAAGUCGGAGUCGAAGGAGCUGGUGAGGAGCUUUGACGGAGGCGAUCCUUGGGCGCCAGGGCUGUCGAGCCCCCCGGCCGCGGUGCCAAAUGGCCUCGAGCCUCCCGUCCUGAUGGUCAAGGCGGGCCCCGGAUACGUUCCCGCGAAGCCCCCGCCUCCCAGUCUGGCGUCCGCUCGGAACGCGGCGAAGGCGUCUGCACCGAUGAAGCCCAUUACGGCAUUGGGGAUGCAGCAGGUUUUAGCCGACAUGCACGUGGCCAUCGAGUCCCAGCGGGAGCAGGGCGACCGCAUGAAGACGGUGCUCCACCUGGUAGGCUCACGGCCGCUCUCCCUGACGGACGAGGACUUACCGAAG